CGGCCCUCCCACUGCGCAUGCGCACUCUCCUCCAUCUUGUUCGCCCUGUUGCGGCCGGACAGCGGUGCUUUUUAUUCACGCGCAAAGCCGCAUCCGCUCAGCAAUAAACGGCGGAAAGGGACGCGCGCGGACGGACAGGAGCAGGAGUGGAAAUGUAACCGAAAACGCGCGCGAAGGAAAACAGAGCAUCUCGAGUUUGUGCAGGAAAAAAGCUGCCGAAGUUGAAUGAUGAGGGAGUAAACCAUCAUUUAGACCCGAACCAGAACCACUAGAACAUCGCGCGUGCAAUGGCUGCUGGAGAAAUGUGCUACAAGAUGAAGCUCCUGAAGCUGCUCCUGCUCUUCUGCAUCCUCACCCUGUGGAUAGACGGAGGAUUCGCCAAAGAAAAAUCAACUAAGAAGGGCAAGAAGAAAGGCAAACAGGUGUACUGCCCCUCGCAGCUCUCCUCAGAAGAUCUUGCCCGGGUUCCUGCUAACUCAACGAGUAACAUCCUAAACCGCCUCCUGAUCAGCUACGACCCCAGAAUCCGCCCUAACUUCAAGGGAACUCCUGUAGAAGACCGGGUCAACAUUUUCAUCAACAGCUUCGGCUCCAUCCAGGAAACCACUAUGGAUUAUCGCGUGAACAUUUUCCUGCGCCAGCGCUGGAACGAUCCGCGUCUCCGCCUCCCUCAGGAGUUUAAAUCCGAGUCUCUGACGGUCGACCCGAAGAUGUUUAAGUGUUUGUGGAAACCCGAUCUGUUCUUCGCCAAUGAGAAGAGCGCCAACUUCCACGACGUCACGCAGGAGAACAUCCUGCUCUUCAUCUUCCGAAACGGAGACGUCCUCAUCAGCAUGAGGUUAUCGGUGACUCUCUCAUGUCCUCUUGACCUGACGCUUUUCCCCAUGGACACUCAGAGAUGCAAGAUGCAGCUAGAGAGCUUCGGCUACACCACCGACGACCUGCAGUUCAUGUGGCAGUCAGGAGAUCCUGUACAGAUGGAAGAAAUCGCUCUGCCACAGUUUGAUAUCAGGCAGGAGGACAUUGAAUACGGAAACUGCACCAAAUUCUAUGCAGGAACCGGUUACUACACGUGUGUGGAGGUGAUCUUCACCCUCAGGAGGCAGGUGGGCUUCUACAUGAUGGGCGUGUACGCUCCUACGCUGCUCAUUGUCGUGCUCUCCUGGCUCUCCUUCUGGAUCAAUCCGGAUGCUAGUGCUGCUCGCGUUCCUCUGGGGAUUCUGUCGGUUCUGUCGUUAUCUUCAGAAUGCACUUCUUUGGCGUCAGAGCUUCCCAAGGUGUCAUACGUGAAGGCCAUCGAUAUCUGGUUGAUUGCUUGUUUGCUGUUCGGCUUUGCGUCGCUGGUCGAGUACGCCGUGGUGCAGGUGAUGCUCAACAGCCCCAAACUGCAGGAGGCCGAGAAGGCGAAGAUCGCGAGCCGAGAGAAAGCUGAGAACAGAGUGACGACAAAACUAAACACUCUGAAUGGAGCAGGAGGAACACCACUACACAUCAGCACUCUACAGGUGACAGAGACGCGCUGUAAGAAGGUUUGCACGUCGAAGUCGGAUCUGCGUUCGAGCGAUUUCAGCAUUGUCGGUUCUCUGCCGCGAGACUUCGAGCUCUCAAACUUUGACUGUUACGGAAAACCGAUCGACGUCGGAAACCUGACGGGAAAAACGCAGGCCAAGAACAGCAAAAAACCUCCGCCAGCGAAACCCGUCAUUCCUUCUGCCGCCAAACGCAUUGACCUGUACUCCCGCGCCCUCUUCCCCUUCUCCUUCCUCUUCUUCAACAUCAUCUACUGGUCUGUAUACCUGUGACCCACUGUCUAUCCUUCCCUCCAUUCAUUUAUCCAUCCCUUUACCCCGCCACCCAUCAUCUAUCCAUCCAUCCAUCUAUUCAUCCAUUCAUCCAUCCAUCCAUCCAUUCUUCCAUCGCUCCAUCCAUCCAUUCCUCCAUCCAUUCUUUAUUCCUCCAUCUCUCCCAUCUAUCUUUCUAUCCAUCAAUCCUUCUAUCCAUCCAACCCUCUAAUCUAUCCAACCAUCCCUCUACCCAGCACUCAUCCCCAUCUGUCCAUCACAAACCUCAGGCUUCAAACAGAACAGUUCCACACACACACACACACACACACACACACACACACACACACACACACACACACGUGUACAGAGACGGGGGGAAAAGAGCGCUUAUGGAAGAUGAGGUUAAUAUUUGACUUGAGUUGAAGUUAUAAUUUUAAUGUAAAUACACAACGCUUUUAUUUCUAAUCUAAGUUUAUUUGAUUGAUUUAUUCGAUCAAUGCAUUUAUUUAUUCUGAAAAUGUAUUAUUUAUGCAAAUCUAUUUAUCUGCACAGUUACUACGGAAACGCAAUUACUCUCCCGCAUGUGCUAAAUGUAUGAUAUAAAAAUUAACUAUCAUCAUAUAACGAUAUAUUUAUGCUCCUAAUGUUUAUUUUUGGAUCUCUGCAUCCCCUAAUGAUGAUGAUGAUGAUGAUGAAGAUGAUGAUGGUGAGCUUGUUGGUCUUGUACAGAAGAACACUGCCAUACUGAACUGUGUUGUUUGAUGAUCUUUCCAGCAUUUUCAUGAUGUGUAAAAUCUCCAGCUAUUCCUGUGAUUGUGAAAAUUUACCCGACAAUAAUAAAAUGAACAGGACCAACGGCUGUGAAGGCCACGCC
Molecule: messenger RNA, 2658 nt
Organism: Silurus meridionalis
Lineage: Eukaryota; Metazoa; Chordata; Actinopteri; Siluriformes; Siluridae
Gene: glrbb
Product: glycine receptor, beta b
Exons: 10
Coding region: 288-1802 (504 amino acids)
Biological process (GO): nervous system process; signal transduction; chloride transmembrane transport
Cellular component (GO): postsynaptic membrane; neuron projection; synapse
Molecular function (GO): extracellularly glycine-gated chloride channel activity; neurotransmitter receptor activity; transmembrane signaling receptor activity
Source: RefSeq, a predicted model, not a curated record